Messenger RNA from Exserohilum turcica Et28A, 727 nucleotides. RefSeq lists its product as uncharacterized. The transcript has a single exon. The record is from RefSeq and is a predicted model, not a curated record. Lineage: Eukaryota; Fungi; Ascomycota; Dothideomycetes; Pleosporales; Pleosporaceae. Bases 146 to 727 code for a protein of 193 amino acids.
GUCAUCUCACGAACAAGGCAUAUCCCUAAACACCACCCACCACGCCUAAACUCUGCAAUCCCAGCCUACGCGGGUGUUCUUCUAUGGUUGAACGAUAAUAAAAACAUAUAUUACAUUCCCGGAUUUCUAGGCAGAAUAGGAAAACAUGCCAUCGCUGGCCGUCACACCCCUCUCUGCCCUGCGCCUAAGCACACACUUGAUACCCAGCCAUGCCCUCCUCCCCAACACGACGCCACACGGACACGGGCUGCUAAUCUACCGCGGUGCUUUUCCGCCAAACACAUGUCCUUCAGCGCUAGAAGCGCAUGUGGCUGGCAAUGGGUUUGCUCCGCAGUGGCGCUACACCAUGUACUCGACGACGCACUACCACUCGACGACACAUGAGUUUCUGUGCGUGUUUGCGGGGCGGGCGCGGCUGCUGUUUGGCGGCGAGGCGAAUCCGGGGAAGCUGGAGGCUGAGGUGAGGGCGGGCGACGCGGUACUGGUGCCGGCGGGGGUGGGGCAUCGAUUGGUCGAGGAUGUCGAUGGCGGGUUUACCAUGGUGGGGAGUUAUCCGGAGGGGUGCAGUUGGGAUAUGUGUUAUGGGAGGAAGGGGGAAGAGGAAAAGACCGAGGCGGCAGGAAAGGUGGCGUGGGUGAAGAGCGAUCCGUUGUAUGGCGAGGACGGACCGGCUGUGUGGGACAAGGAGCGGCUGGACAGGUUUUGCGGGGAGAAGAGGGGGUUGUGA